Molecule: messenger RNA, 3313 nt
Organism: Odocoileus virginianus texanus
Lineage: Eukaryota; Metazoa; Chordata; Mammalia; Artiodactyla; Cervidae
Source: RefSeq, a predicted model, not a curated record
AUGCCGGACCCCGCGGCGCACCUGCCCUUCUUCUACGGCAGCAUCUCGCGCGCCGAGGCCGAGGAGCACCUGAAGCUGGCGGGCAUGGCCGACGGGCUCUUUCUGCUGCGGCAGUGCCUGCGCUCGCUGGGCGGCUACGUGCUCUCGCUCGUGCACGAAGUGCGCUUCCACCACUUCCCCAUCGAGCGCCAGCUCAACGGCACCUACGCCAUCGCAGGCGGAAAGGCGCACUGCGGCCCGGCUGAGCUCUGCGAGUUCUACUCGCGCGACCCGGACGGGCUGCCCUGUCGGGCCUUGAGAAGGUGGGGCCGGGGAGGGCGGGACCUGGGGCCGAGGGAGCUAUGGGUCUUGGUGAGACCGGCAGUCUUUGCCAGCCUGCGCUGUGCUUUGCUGCGCCCGUUUUAGAUGCUAGAGGGAUGGGACCUGGGCGAGGCCUUGGAGCAAGCCAUCAUCAGCCAGGCACCCCAGGUGGAGAAGCUCAUUGCCACGACAGCUCACGAACGGAUGCCCUGGUACCACAGCAGCCUGACGCGCGAGGAGGCCGAGCGCAAACUCUACUCGGGCUCCCAGACCGACGGCAAGUUCCUGCUGAGACCCCGGAAGGAGCCGGGCACGUACGCGCUGUCUCUGAUCUACGGGAAAACUGUGUACCACUACCUCAUCAGCCAGGACAAGGCGGGCAAAUACUGCAUUCCCGAGGGGACCAAGUUUGACACACUCUGGCAGCUGGUGGAGUACCUGAAGCUGAAGGCUGAUGGACUCAUCUACUGCCUGAAGGAGGCCUGCCCCAACAGCAGCGCCAGCCCAGGUGAGGCUGCUCUGUCCUCCUCCCGCCCCUGUCGCCGUCCCUGCUCCUGACUUGGGAGUGCACACCUGUGUGUGUGCCCAGCGCGGUUAGUGUCCUCAGAGAAGCCGCGAACGAUGCCCAUGGACACCAGUGUCUACGAGAGCCCCUACAGCGACCCCGAGGAGCUCAAAAACAAGAAGCUCUUCCUGAAGCGUGAGAACCUCCUCAUGGCUGACAUCGAACUCGGCUGCGGCAACUUCGGUUCAGUUCGCCAGGGCGUCUACCGCAUGCGCAAGAAGCAGAUCGACGUGGCCAUCAAAGUGCUGAAACAGAGUACGGAGAAGGCGGACAAGGACGAGAUGAUGCGGGAGGCACAGAUCAUGCACCAGCUGGACAACCCCUACAUCGUGCGGCUCAUUGGGGUCUGCCAGGCCGAGGCCCUCAUGCUGGUCAUGGAGAUGGCCGGCGGCGGUCCCCUGCACAAGUUCCUGGCCGGGAGGAAGGAGGAGAUCCCCGUCAGCAACGUGGCGGAGCUGCUGCACCAGGUGUCUAUGGGGAUGAAGUACCUGGAAGAGAAAAACUUUGUGCAUCGUGACCUGGCGGCCCGCAACGUCCUCCUGGUCAACCGGCACUACGCCAAGAUCAGCGACUUCGGGCUCUCCAAGGCCCUGGGUGCCGACGACAGCUACUACACCGCCCGCUCAGCCGGGAAGUGGCCGCUCAAGUGGUAUGCGCCUGAGUGCAUCAACUUCCGCAAGUUCUCCAGCCGCAGUGACGUCUGGAGCUAUGGAGUCACCAUGUGGGAGGCCUUCUCCUACGGGCAGAAGCCCUACAAGAAGAUGAAGGGCCCGGAGGUCAUGGCUUUCAUCGAGCAGGGCAAGCGGAUGGAGUGCCCACCAGAGUGUCCCCCUGAGAUGUACAAGCUCAUGAGCGAUUGCUGGACCUACAAGUGGGAGGACCGCCCGGACUUCGCCGCAGUUGAACAGCGCAUGCGCACCUACUACUACAGCUUGGCGAGCAAGGCGGAGGAGCCCGGCGCUUGUGCAAAUGGGGUUGAGGCUGCGUGUCCCUGAGCUCCACCCGGCCCAGGGCCUGAGGCCCCCAUGCCCCCAGCUUUUCCUCCUGUGCCCUCAGCUCUCUCCCGGGACUUCCAGGCUGGGCCCGGCCCAGUUUCUCUCUGGCCCACACUGGUCUGGUAUUCCCAGCCUGGUCACCUGGCCCCUCUGGCUGGAGGAGGAAGCAAGACCUGAAGAAGAUAGUCCUGGACUGGAAGCUACAGGGGAGCCCUGAGCUGAGGGGGGUUGCUUACAGCUGGGACCCUCCUUCCUCUGGGUCCAGAAAGGCAGACUCUGGGAAUCAUCAGGCUGUGAGACCUGGAAUCAUUGGAUAAAUUCUAGCCUCUCCCUUGUUUGGAAUCCCUCAUCUUUCUGGGGUGGGGCUGGGAGGACCAGGAAAGGGUCAAUGCACGGGGUCCAUGAGAAGUGCCUGAAGCAGCUGUUUUUGUGUGGGUCUGGGGGCUGCUUUUCCCACCCCUCUGCCCUGGGAACAUGUUCCUGUGAGUCGGGGGUCUGUGGGAGGUGAGCCUGGGGCCUGAGGGGCCAGGGUCACUGCUGACCCCAGUUGCCAGACCUUUGUGGACGGCGUGAAAUAGGUGCUGCCCAUGUUCACUGCGUGUGAGCCAUCACCUGCAGAGACUUAAACACCCUGCUGGCACCUCCCCUCAGCCACGCCCCAACUUGUGCUUUUAAAGUCUCUUCAGGUGAUUCCAGCAUUCUGUCCCACCUACUCAGCUGCCUCCCCCUCUUCCCUGGGCCCAGGCAGUCACAGCUGGGAAUCUUUAUCAACCUGAUGCCCCAUUGCGGACUCUGUCCCGGCUCAAUCCCGCUCCAGAGAAGACCUGUCCAGGCCCUCGCUGCCUCAGCUUCCCCGCCUGGAGAUUUGGGGUGCUGGAGCUCAGAAACUAACCGGGUGGGUGAAACAGAGCCAGGUCCCUGCCUCUUUUCUGGACUCACUCCCCCUUCCUCAACUGCAGUUAACCCCAUGCUCAGUUCCCUGGCCUCAAAGAGCCGAGGGCUCCAGGGCGGCCAUGAAUCCCCCUCGAAACCAGGGAGAUGCCAGGAGAUUUUCUGCAGCUUCGGGGAAGGUAGAUUUUUUUUCUGUUUGUUUGUGGAGCUCUAGAAAGUCAGAGGCUCUUUCGUAGAACUAUAGGGUGCGGGUGGGGGGACAGGGGCUUUCGGGAUUGUGUGGAGGCUGAGCACGAGACCUGGGUGGGGAUACAUUAUUUGGUAAAUGUACAUAUUAGUUUGUAAACUGACUGUGUUACUGACUUUAACACCAUUAAAAUGCAAAAAUUGUUUUUUAACUUUUCAAGUGAAUGAACAAAUCAAGAAAAGGUACAUCAAUAGUACUGUUUUGUGGCUUCCCAAGUUGUACUGUUUGCAGGUAUUUUAGUUUUAUUAAACCACUUGUUAUUCCUGGAUAAUUAUUUACAUUGUGACAUAAAGUAUUAUAUCACAAUGGAAAACA